UGAACUCCUAGGCUCAACUGAUCCUCCCACCUCAGCCUCCCAAAGUGCUGGGAUUACAGGCAUGAGCCACCACACCCGGCCGCAAUUGUCCACAUUUGACUGAAUGCUAUCUCACGUAUCUUUCUUUUUCCUCUUUCCCUCCUUCCCUCCUGUUCCUCCUUCUUCCCCUCUUUCUUCCUGUCUUUUUCUUCCCUUCCUCUGCCUCUCUUUCCGCUUCCCUUUCUUCUUGCUGGUACUCAAACCUGGGACAUUUGAACUGGGAGCCUAUUUGCUCAAUCAUCGAGAGACAUAAUCAUAGUGGAGCGUCUGCUGGUAAGUGUCGGGUGGCGGGAUCCCAACUCCAGGCCGUCCUUCUAAUCCAAGAGGUCCCACCUCUGCCUAGAGCGUUCCAUGGCUCCCCAGGGCCCUAUGCAAUCUGCCCUAGUGGCAUAAUGAUUCAGUCUGCGAUACCCCUGGUUCAAAUCUUAACGCUGCCGUGCACCUCCUUCAGCCCUGUGGGAACUCCCUUCUUAGGAUCUCUGGUUCUCACCCGAUUCUCUUACCUGAGAAGUGGAGGUAAUAAUAGCACGGACUUCACUGGGGCGUGGGGAAUGCCAGGAGAGGCCAUGCGUGUAACGUUAUCCGGGUGGCAAGCCCAUAUUUAGGUCUAUGAAAAUAGCGACUGUCAGCUGGUCUGCUUUCUGAAGAAAGUGUCUCUUCCUGCUUAAACCUCUGUCCCUGACGGUCCCUGCCAAUCUCUCUGGUCGACCCCAACGCAGUGGGAGGACAGACACAGGCUCCAAACUCCGCUUCCUGAAUUGUAGACUAAACAAGAUCAGCAAAUGGUCACUGAGUCCCCCAAGUCCCAGAUGCUUUCCUGCGCCGGUAACUAGGGUUUGUCGCCUCACCCUAACCAUCAUUCAAACCCAGAUUCCAGCCAGAGCUGUGACUGUGCCCGCUAAGUGGAUUGCCUUGUCAGGGAGUGAGUGCCCCAUCGUCGGGAGAAUCCAAGCAGGACUGCCAUGGAGGAAGGUCAAUAUUCAGAGAUCGAGGAGCUUUCCAGGAAGAAGGGGUGCCACAAGCACUGGACUCAGACUGUGCUGCUGGGGCUGCUGACCACUGCUCUGUGGGCUGGGCUGCUGACUCUGCUUCUCCUAUGGCACGGGGACACCACACAGAAUCUGAAACAGCUGGAAGAGAGAGCUGCCCUGAACGUCUCUCAAGUUUCCAAGUACUUUGAAAGAUACCAGGGUGACCAGAUGGCGCAGAAAUCCCAGGCCACGGAGAUUUCACAGAGCUUGGAGGAACUUCGAGCUGAACAGCAGAAAAUGAAAUCUGAGGACUCUCAGCUGUACCGGAACCUGAAUAAACUUGAAGAAGAUCUGAGCAGCUUCAAGUCCCAGGAAUUGAAUCAGAGGCACGCAGCUUCGGAUUUGCUGGGAAGACUCCAGGAGGAGGUGAGGAAGCUGCAGAUGGAGCUGCAGGUGUCCAGAGCGACAGGGUCUCGCUAUGUUGCCCAGGCUUGUCCUGAACUCCUGGGCUCCAGCAGUCCUCUCGCCUCGGCCUCUCCAAAUCCUGAGAUUACAGGCUUUGUGUGCAACGCGUGCCCGGAAAACUGGGUCAGUUUCCAACAGAAGUGCUACUACUUCGGUAAGGGCACCAAGCAGUGGGUCCACGCCCGGUACGCCUGUGAAGACGUGGAAGGGCAGCUGGUCAGCAUCCACAGCCACGAGGAGCAGGACUUCCUGAUCAAGCAUGCCAGCCGCACGGGCUCCUGGAUUGGCCUUCGGAACUUGGACCUGAAGGGGGAGUUUAUCUGGAUGGAUGGGACCCCUGUGGACUACAGCAACUGGGCUCCAGAGGAACCUACCAACCGGAACCAGGGCGAAGACUGUGUGAUGAUGCGGGGCUCUGGCGACUGGAACGACAUCUACUGCGACCGUAAGCUGGGCGCCUGGGUGUGCGAUCGGCUGGCCACGUGUGUGCCGCUAGACAGGGAAGGUUCCGCGGAGUUCCUGGAACCUGAUUCAGAACUGGGACCUGAUUCAGAACCAGGCCAGGAUGGCCGCCUGCCUAUCCCCUCUGCCCUUCUCCACCCUUGAGCAUGGACCCAGCCAGCCCAGAAUGAAACCCUGAAGACCCCCAGCCAUAGCCUGGACGCCUCUUUGCAGCUGAAAGGUCCCCAUGACAUUUUCUCCCACCCAAAGGGAGGCAGCUGACACAUCCCAGCUCCUCUGCAGCCCUGCCUCCCCAGAAGUGCCCCUCAACAGCGCCCUGUCCAGAUGGAAGUAUUCCCAACACCACCCUCUCCAGAUGUACCCCCAUGUCCUCAGCACCCCAGGACCUGAGCACCCCAAGCUCAGGUGGCGAGUCCUCCUGUCCAGCCUGCAUCAGUAAAAUGCAAUAAUGGUCCCCCCAACAUUUGUUACCUU
Molecule: messenger RNA, 2411 nt
Organism: Sapajus apella (tufted capuchin)
Lineage: Eukaryota; Metazoa; Chordata; Mammalia; Primates; Cebidae
Gene: FCER2
Product: Fc fragment of IgE receptor II
Exons: 12
Coding region: 1002-2081 (359 amino acids)
Molecular function (GO): signaling receptor activity
Source: RefSeq, a predicted model, not a curated record